UGCACUGAAACAUGGGUCCAAGCAGUGUCCAUGUUCUGCUGCUGCUCCUCCUGCAGGUCCUGCUGGCAUCAGCCGAGGGCUCAGAUGAACACCUGACGUGUGUUUGUGAAGGCCCUAAAUGCCCCCAGGCCUCGCAGUGCCAGGGUACCCAGUGCUUCUCGUCCGUUAAAGUCGGUAGCAGUGAGAUUGUGUUCGAGCGCGGCUGUCUGAAAGGUCCGGAAAAAAUCCGUCUGCAGUGCUCCACGACUCCGUCUUUCCAUCAGGCCAUCCUCUGCUGCUCGCAGGACCGGUGCAACAGCAACACCAGCAGCAGCCUGCUGCUGUCUCUGCUCCCAUCAGCAGCCCCUGAAGGUGAACCAGUUCGGUACCGGGUGGAGACUUUAGCUCUCUUUGUCCUGGCCCCGGUGGUGAUUCUAGUUCUGCUGUCCGUGGUGUCGGUGCUGGCCUGCAGGAGGCUCCACCGCGGCCGCCUUCAGAGGCUGCAGGAGUUUGACACGGAGCAGGGAGACGGGCUCAUCACUUCCAACGUGGGGGAAAGCACUUUAGCUGACCUGUUGGAUCACUCCUGUACCUCAGGCAGCGGUUCAGGUCUUCCUUUCCUCGUCCAGAGAACCGUGGCCCGGCAGAUCAGUCUGAUGGAGUGUGUAGGUAAAGGGCGGUAUGGAGAGGUGUGGCGAGGUCAGUGGCAGGGGGAGAACGUGGCGGUGAAAAUCUUCUCUUCCAGAGAUGAGAAGUCCUGGUUUAGAGAGACGGAGAUCUACAACACGGUGCUGCUCCGACAUGACAACAUACUGGGCUUCAUGGCGUCAGACAUGACGUCUCGAAACUCCAGCACUCAGCUGUGGCUCAUCACUCACUACCACGAGAACGGUUCGCUCUAUGACUACCUGCAGCAUGUCGCCGUGGAGACGUGCGAGGGCUUGGCGAUGGCAGCUUCGAUAGCGUGCGGCCUCGUGCACCUGCACACCGAGAUCUUUGGCACGGAGGGGAAGCCUGCCAUCGCACACCGAGAUCUGAAGAGCAAAAACAUCCUGGUGACCAAGGAGCUGCGCUGCUGCAUCGCGGACCUUGGACUGGCGGUGACUCACUCUCAGGCAGACAACCUGCUGGACGUGGGCAACAAUCCGAAGGUUGGCACCAAACGCUACAUGGCCCCUGAAGUGCUGGAUGAGACCGUUCAGACCGACUGCUUCGACGCCUAUAAGAGAGUUGACAUAUGGGCCUUUGGACUGGUGCUGUGGGAGAUAGCAAGACGCACYUACAGUAACGGCAUCGUUGAAGAGUACAAGCCUCCGUUUUACGAUCAGGUACCAAACGACCCCAGCUUUGAGGACAUGAGGAAGGUGGUGUGUGUGGAGCAGGAGAGGCCUUUUAUUCCCAAUCGCUGGUUUUCAGAUCCUAUGCUGUCGGCUCUGGUCAAACUGAUGAAGGAGUGUUGGUACCAGAACCCCUCAGCCCGACUCACAGCACUGCGCAUUAAGAAGACUCUGGACAAGAUUCACAGCUCUCUGGAGAAGGGCAAGGAGUCGUGAGGGAUCAGAAGGAAGGACAAAGCUCCACCUUUUUCUCCGUCUUCCUCUGUUGGACUCGAAGCCCGUGAGGACGUGUCGCGUCUGAAAAGGGACAGGAACCAGUCGUCACUGUGCUCCCGCUGACCUGAACUGUGGUCCGUUAGUCACUGGACGUUGUAGUACCCAGUCACAUGGCUUCGAUGCACAAUUCAUUCUCCUCUGGUUUGGCCUUCGUUCACACAUCGAACGCUUCGGGCCGAGCGUCUCAGUUUCUGAUCUCCAGCUCAGAGACAAUCAAAGCCAGUCCCACUCAUUUAGCUUCAUUAGACCCAAGCCAACGCUCACAAAUACACGUUCACAUAGAAAAGGAAGAAGAGCCACUAGAACCAACCUUGUUUUAAAAUCUUUUGGGGGAAAAAAGUACUAUGAUAUAUGUAUUAAACCUCCACUUUUACCACACUACUGAGGAUAUAUGUAAGCUAUAAACUUAUAUAAGCAUCAACUUUAUUGGACUGUUGUACCCUUCAGUGAUCAGAUAGGAAAUGAUUUGAUGAGGAAAAACAGGACAUUUCUUGUAUGAAACACUACAGCUGUGUGUUUACAGCUGCUUCGAACACAACUAUCUCCUGAUAGAAAUCUGUAUUUUAAAAUAGGAAAAUAAAAUCUCUGCUGGGCACAGUUAGGCAGAGGAAUGAUGCAGACCAGCUUGGAAAGGAGCUAGUUAUUUUUCUUUUCCUUCUAUCUUUUAUUGACGAUGAUGAAAUGAUGAAAAUAGUCUUCAUGUAGCAAACUGGACGUCCGCUCCUCUCCAGCCACGCUGUACAAAUUGCCUGGAUAAUAAAACCAAACACUUCAUCUCCGUUGGAAACGGUUUUUAUUUAGGAACUUGUUUUUCAAACUCAGAAGUUGCCUAGGUGUACAAAGACGUUAGUUUAAAAAAGCUGCCUUUGUUUUAAAGAGAAAAACUGUUGCUUUGUCUUUUUUAUAUGUAAUAAAACAUUUACUGCACUAUUGCCUAAUGGUUA
This is a messenger RNA of Austrofundulus limnaeus, 2536 nucleotides long. RefSeq names its product activin A receptor, type 1 like (gene acvr1l). Gene Ontology annotation, biological process: protein phosphorylation; cellular response to growth factor stimulus; heart development. Gene Ontology annotation, cellular component: plasma membrane; BMP receptor complex. Lineage: Eukaryota; Metazoa; Chordata; Actinopteri; Cyprinodontiformes; Rivulidae. Gene Ontology annotation, molecular function: ATP binding; transmembrane receptor protein serine/threonine kinase activity. The record is from RefSeq and is a predicted model, not a curated record.